Molecule: messenger RNA, 2487 nt
Organism: Aspergillus ochraceoroseus IBT 24754
Lineage: Eukaryota; Fungi; Ascomycota; Eurotiomycetes; Eurotiales; Aspergillaceae
Gene: veA
Product: sexual development activator VeA
Exons: 2
Coding region: 226-2004 (592 amino acids)
Source: RefSeq, a predicted model, not a curated record
CUCCCAGCUGUCCCUCUUGACUCGGGGAAUCGGAUCACAGUGUGCUAGUUUAUAUUGUUGUUGUUGUUGUUGUUGUUGUUGUAUGGAUCUAGUUAUUGAGUAUGUUGGACUGAUUCCCCUCCCGCAGAAGCUGUUACCACAGCCUGAAUAUCUUUCGUGACCCGCGCGUGCUAACUUCAAUCAGUUGGUCAAGUUAGGCUUGGGAAAUCCGAGUCAAAAAAAAAAAUGGCUACUAGAUCUAUCCCAGCGCCCAUGAACGAGACGGAGCAUUCCGUCACCCGGAUCACACGUGAGGGAAAGAAAAUUACCUACAAACUAAAUGUGAUGCAACAGCCUGAACGCGCGAGAGCCUGUGGUGCCGGCGCGAAAUCAUCUGCGGACCGUCGCCCCGUUGAUCCCCCGCCCGUGGUCGAAUUGCGCAUCUUCGAGUCCGACCCCAAUGACGACUCACAUAAAACCGACAUCACCUUUGCCUACAAUGCUAAUUUCUUUCUGUUUGCCACUUUGGACACUGCCCGUCCGAUCGCUCAGGGACGACUGGCCCCGGCCCCCAACUGCCCGGUUCUGACUGGUGUGCCGGUGGCUGGCGUGGCAUAUCUGGACCGACCAUCGCAAGCUGGAUACUUCAUCUUCCCCGAUCUUUCCGUCAGACACGAAGGUGUGUAUCGCUUGAGCUUCCACCUGUAUGAAGAAACCAAGGACAGCAAGGAUGCAACGGAGGGCGCGUCCAUCGUUCCCAACACAAUCCCAUCCAAGAUCUCGGCCCCUCAAUCGUUCUUGGAGUUCCGUCUGGAGGUGGUUUCGGUUCCGUUCACGGUCUUUAGCGCGAAGAAGUUCCCAGGGUUGACCACCAGUACGUCGCUCAGCCGUGUGAUUGCGGAGCAGGGUUGUCGUGUCCGUAUUCGUCGAGAUGUGCGGAUGAGACGUCGGGGAGACAAAAGGGCCGAGGAUUAUGAAUACGAGGAAGAAAGAGUCUACAGUAGCCGGCACUCCGACCGAUAUUCCACCCCGGACACAUACGCCACAAACCCUCCGGAACGUCCGCGCUCGACAAGUAUCAGCACCGUCGACCAUUCGUACCCUUACGGCUCGCAGCGCCGACCCUCGGGUCCCGAAUAUCCUCAUCAGAACCCACAACCCUAUUCACGCCCCAUGCCACAUACUCCUACUACCGCUCCAGCGGCAUCGUGUACGCCUGUUCUGCCUCCUGCGCCCGCCCCUGCUUCUAUGUCCUCUGCUCCCAUUGCUGGACCUUCUCCGGGUUCUGCUCCCUCUCCUGCUCCCUCUCCGGCUGCCCCCGCGGCCGCACCUCCACCACAUACUCCAUCAUAUCAAUCUCACCUGUCGUUUGGGGCCACUCAAACCCAGUAUCCGGCCCCCCAGUUGUCGCGGACUCCACAGCCUGCAGCAGCGCCAUCGAAUACAUACUCCCCUCGCCCGUCAUUUUCGCACGCAAGGAACUCUUCAUCCGGUCCCGAAUACGAACCAUCUUCAAGCUACCCCUACCCACAUCCAAGACUGCCAAACGAGCGUCCUGGUUACAAACCAGCCUUACCCCCUCUGCGACUGCCAAACACUCUUGCGAUGCCAGGAGGUGACGGGCCUCAUUCCCUCGGACAGCCUGGAGCUCCUCGGUCCCAGGCGCCGUCCAAUAAGGUUACUUCUCUCCCACCUCUGAAAUCCAUUUCGACCGAGUUUACUCCAACCUCGUCACACCCGCCCAGCAGCCUGGGCUCCAGCCCUUACCAUGACUUAGGUCCUGGCAAGAGCUUCCUUUGGGAAACCGGACAGUCCCUGACCAAACGGACCCAUGAGGAGUCCUUUGGUCACGAAGAGCGGUCUCUGUACAACGGCAUGCGGCCAGAUAGCGAGUCUUAUCCCGGCGGAAUGCAGCGCAGACCUUCAUUCGGGAGUAGAGCGGCACUGUUCGAUAGCUCUGAUCAGAUGGCCUACAAACGGGCCAAUGGACGAAUGGCUACUAAAAUUUCUCCGGCCAUGCAGUAGAUUCGUUGCUUUUGGAGUUGAUGGGCAUCCACCUCUCUCUGGCUGGUUACCGGUGUAUGGAACGGCGUCCGCUGCAUUUUGCGUCUUCCCUUACCCUGAAUUCAAAAUCGAAGCCCAUGGAGCAAUGGGCUUUUUGGUGUGUGUGUGUGUGUGUGUGUGUUUCCGAGAAACAGUUUCGACCCUUAUACCAUUACCUUCUCACUGCCUGUAUAUGAUUCUUAUUAUGUGUUUUUGACUUUUAUAUUUUCUCCCACCUUUUAUCUCUGUUAUAUUCCCCGGGUGUUACUGUCCGAUUAUAAUCGGGACGACUGGUUUUUUUCUGUGUCUUUUUUUUUUUUUUUUGAAGACGUUCCUACUUAAUCCAAUACUGGAUUUCCGACUGGCUUCACCUUUUUUAUGAUCUGACGGGGUGAUUUUAGAGCGAUCUUGUUCUGUGACGUGAACUGAUAGAUUUGUGCAAUACCACCAUGUCUUGAAUUCUUC